AUGUUGCGCACUCACACCUCCUUUGAAAGGACAUCGCAAGCACCGACUGUCGCUGCAAGUAAUUCGAGCACCAUGGAGAAUGAAAAGGACAACCGGGCGCAAACCUCAGAUUCAGACGGUGUUACUGAGACGAUCCCCAGCUUAGCUGCGCCGCCGCUUGCACCUGCACCCACCGAAGCCGAGAAGGUUAUCGACUUAUCGCAUCAGAUCACAGCACGGUCACAGAACUCCAAUGCUCUACGAGAGGUACAGACCAGAGAGGAUGGCACAGAGUACCCGUCAGGCGUCAAGCUUGCAUUGAUUACGCUUGCUCUAUGCUUGAGUGUGUUCCUGGUCGCUUUAGAUAACUCGAUUAUUGCUACUGCGAUCCCCAAAAUCUCGGACUCUUUCCAUAGUCUGGGUGAUGUAGGUUGGUAUGGAAGUGCAUACCUCCUUACCACGGCGGCUCUGCAGCUGAUCUUCGGCAAAUUCUACACCUUCUGGGAUAUCAAGACGGUCUAUUUGACUGCUAUCGCCAUCUUCGAGCUCGGGAGCUUAAUAUGCGGCGUUGCCCAAAACUCGGUUACUCUCAUCGUGGGUCGUGCCGUUGCUGGAGCGGGCUCAGCCGGUAUCUUCUCAGGCGCUCUCCUUAUCCUCGCCCACAGUGUCCCUCUCGCCAAGCGACCUGCCUACAGUGGUCUCAUCGGUGGCAUGUACGGUAUCGCUUCAGUUGCCGGCCCUCUACUUGGAGGUGUCUUCACUGACAAAGCUACGUGGCGAUGGUGUUUCUUCAUCAACCUACCAAUCGGUGCCGUAACGGUCCUGGUCAUCUUCUUCUUCUUCCCUAGCCCGAAGCUGACCAAGCCGAAGGACGAGGUUCUGUUUGAGCGUGUCAAGCGGUUCGACCCAAUGGGUACCGUCGUCUUCAUGCCGGCGAUCAUCUGUCUGCUGCUGGCUCUUCAGUGGGGUGGAACGACGUACGCCUGGAACAACGGCCGCAUCAUUGCGCUGUUCGUCGUCUUUGGUGUGCUCAUUCUGGCAUUUCUUUACAUCCAGUACAACCAGCAGGAGAAUGCGACUGUGCCGCCCCGUAUCAUUGCAAACCGCUCUGUCUGGGCUGGUAGUCUAUAUGCUUUCGGCACCGGCUCGGCUUUCUUUAUCAUGGUUUACUACAUUCCGAUCUGGUUCCAGGCUGUGCAGGGUGCCUCCGCCGUUGACUCUGGUAUCCGCAAUCUGCCUAUGCUCAUUUCCGUCGUCGUCUGCUCGAUCUUUGCUGGCGGUAUGGUUACUGCCCUCGGUCAAUACGCCCCGUUUAUGAUUGCUGGUACAAUCUUGAUGUCUGUUGGCGCUGGUCUGCUUACUAUGUGGAACCCCAACACAUCCACUGGUGUGUGGAUCGGCUAUCAAAUUGUCUUCGGUGCCGGUGUUGGCCUCGGUAUGCAACAGCCCAUUAUGGCAGUUCAAACAGCCCUCGACAUCACAGACGUGCCUACUGGAACUGCGAUUGUGGUGUUCCUUCAGACACUUGGAGGAGCCCUCUUCGUCAGUGUUGGGCAGUCCGUCUUCACGAAUAAGUUGGUGGAAUCUCUCGCUGAAAACCUGCCAUCCCUCAAUCCCGCGGCAGUUCUGGCAGCCGGAGCUACAAACUUGCAGAACACAGUCUCAGCCGAUAUGCUUCCGCUCGUGCAAGCCUCCUACAGCACUGCCCUGACUACCUCUUUCUUCGUGUCUGUCGGACUGGCAGCCUUCACUAUUAUUGGAAGCACGCUCAUCCCAUGGAAGAGUGUGAAGGGCCAGAAUCUUGAGAUGGGCAUGGCGUGA
Messenger RNA from Neoarthrinium moseri, 1800 nucleotides. RefSeq lists its product as uncharacterized. Lineage: Eukaryota; Fungi; Ascomycota; Sordariomycetes; Amphisphaeriales; Apiosporaceae. The coding region runs from base 1 to 1800 and encodes 599 amino acids. Gene Ontology annotation, biological process: transmembrane transport. The transcript is spliced from 4 exons. The record is from RefSeq and is a predicted model, not a curated record. Gene Ontology annotation, molecular function: transmembrane transporter activity.